UCAAGCAAUAAAGAUAAGAAAAAACGAUUAUCUUUCUUUUUUUUGUGGAUGCAUGAAGCAAUCGCAUGACUACAGUGGUAACGAGAGAAAGAGGGUUAUUUGAAAUUGGCGCUAUUUAAAUUAAAGUUAAUGCGCGUGCGCAUAGCACUGAGCAUGCGUAUGACACUGGGCAUGCGCAUUGUUCGUGCGUAUGGAACUGAGCAUGCGUAUUGGACUGAGCAUGCGCAUGGCACUGAGCACGUGUAUUCCGCGUGCGCCUGUUACAUGUGCAUUCGUUUGUGGAUAAAUUCACGAGUUAAUACAGUGUAGUGAUUUGAUAGUGAUUUAUUUAAUAAAAAGAACAAUUAAAUACAUUUUUAUUAUUAAUUGUAUAAUAUUUUUAAAAAAUGGAUAAAGUGUGUCAUAUAUGUGAGAAGAAUUUGGCGAAGUAUAAGUGUCCUACAUGCAGAACUCCCUUCUGUUCUGUUAUUUGUGGUAAAGAACAUAAAAAAGUUAAUUGCAAACCACCAACACCACCACCACCAUCACCACCACCACCAUCAUUGCUACCCUCAUCACCACCGGAAAAAGAGAGUGAAGAAGACGAUAAAAAAGACAUCAUACCUUUGGAAAUGUUAGAAAGAUUAUCUGAGAGUGAAGAGGUUAAAAAGUGUUUAAAAAAUUCACAGGUUCGUGAUAUUAUUAGGUUUAUAGUGAAAAACAAGGAUCCAAUGGAAGCUAUAGAUUUAGCUAUGACCGAAUCAGUUUUUGUUGAACUUGCAGAUGCUUGUUUAGAAGUAGUCGAAGAAAAAGAACGUGAAGAUAUAUAAUAGAAAUAAUGAAUUAUUAAACAUAUGUAUAGGUUAUUUUAA
Molecule: messenger RNA, 851 nt
Organism: Polistes dominula (European paper wasp)
Lineage: Eukaryota; Metazoa; Arthropoda; Insecta; Hymenoptera; Vespidae
Product: zinc finger HIT domain-containing protein 3
Molecular function (GO): protein binding
Source: RefSeq, a predicted model, not a curated record